Cavenderia fasciculata is the source of this 1791-nucleotide messenger RNA. RefSeq lists its product as uncharacterized. NCBI's taxonomy places the organism in Eukaryota, Evosea, Eumycetozoa, Acytosteliales, Cavenderiaceae. The record is from RefSeq and is a predicted model, not a curated record. Bases 1 to 1791 code for a protein of 596 amino acids. The transcript is spliced from 3 exons.
AUGGAAUCAAUAGUUAAAGAUUGUAUAUCGAAUAUCAAUGGUGUUUGUAGAAUAUGCAAUCAAAAGAUAUCAUCUGAAGAUGUAGUUGAUAGCAGUGUAACAUCAUCUCAUCAGCAAUCUAUAAUCAAUCACUAUUUAGAUUGUAUCGAUAAGUUUAAAUCUUUGUUGUUGAAUAUCAAUAGUAAUCAUGUCGAUCAUUGUCAGCAAGACAAUAAUACAACAAGAAAGAGAAAGAAGAUUGAAAAUGAAGCAAAUAUAUCAACAACUAUUGCAUCAUCAACAAAUCAUUAUUUUAAAGAUUCAUUAUUUAAAAUAUCGAUGAUAUCAAUAUUACAUCGUGAAGAUCAUAAUCAAAGUGUAAUGAAUUUAUUGAUGACUUGUAAAGAUGCUAUGAAAUGGAAGGAUACUGUUGUAUUCCCAAGAUUACCUUCAAUCGAUAUGAUUGCAUUGUACAAGAAUAAUGGUAGAAUCAAUCAACUACCUCGACGAUACAAUAGAGUCUAUAUCGAUAAUGUUAGAGAUCGAGACUAUUUCAAAGAGAAUCCAGAUGGUUUAAUCAAUCAUCACUGUCAAGGUAUCGACUAUCGCAUUGAUGAACCGAUACCAGCUGGAUUCAUACCAGACCACUUUACAAAGAUUCAAGUUAGUGGACGGAUAGAAGUUGGAUCAAUACCACCAUUUACAACUCACCUCGCUCUUUUGUUGGACAACCCACAAGAUAUAUAUAAAGAGUUGUUCCCAGAUACAUUAGAGGUACUCGAAAUCACAAAUGUAGAGAUUGGAAAACACUCAAACAUUGAUGAUCUCUUACCACACAAUCUAAAGAUACUUACAAUAUCAUCUGAUUUGGUGCUUCCCUAUCUCUUUAAACUCAACAAACUAUAUUGUCUCAUUAUUUCCGAAGUUGAAAAAGAGACUGGCGAUGAUGAUGAUGAUGAAGACGAUGAUAAUCAACAUGUACAUAUAGAUAUUCACAUUGGAAGUAUACCCGAUACAAUCGAGCAUUUAUAUCUUGGGGAUUGCAUCAUCGAGCCUGGAUACACUCUGCCAUCUGGCGUCAAGUACCUUAAAAUCAACCUCACUAAAAACUCGUCUCAAUGUAUUCCUCCAUCUGUUGAGAAUCUAUACAUCAAUUGUGACCGCCUUACACCAAUAUUGGCAGGAUCUAUUCCUUCAUCAGUUAAAACUCUAUUAUUGGAAGGUCUUCCUCAGUUGUAUCUUAAAACAAUCCCACAUUCAGUCACCACGUUGACCCUUGCCGACCUUGAAUCAGUACCAGCCAGUUACGUUUUUCCAGAUAGUAUCACCGCGCUCUAUAUCAGUGGAAUAAAGUGCCAAUUCGAUGGAACUCUAUUACCAAACAGCAUCAAGUAUUUUGCCGUUCAUGGAGAUUACAAUUUCCCACUCAAAUCAUGUAUUCCACCAUCGACAAAAUAUUUUGACUACCAAGUCAAUAGUACAUCAGAAGUUAAAUUCAAUGCCAAUGAUAUUCCAGAUGGAGUUACUCACAUUAGAAUAGGUACCAGAUUCGAUAAAGCAUUAGUUCCAGGAUUUAUUCCAGACAGUUGUGAGUAUUUGGACUUUGCAUUCUGCUAUGAUAGAGUACCACUUUGGGGUAGGGUACCAAAACAUUUGAAAACUGUCUGUUGCAAUCCAGUCUGUCUAAAGAUUAGUGAAAAUAUCCCACAGUCUAUCAAACAAAGAGUUUCAAACGAAGGUCAUGAUGGGGAAUAUUGGGGAACAUUAUACCUUGAGUUUUGGGACUUGCAAAACUGGUACUUGGAGAUUUAA